Pararge aegeria (speckled wood butterfly) is the source of this 825-nucleotide messenger RNA. RefSeq names its product homeotic protein empty spiracles-like. The transcript has 3 exons. Gene Ontology annotation, biological process: central nervous system development; brain development; regulation of DNA-templated transcription. Gene Ontology annotation, molecular function: DNA-binding transcription factor activity, RNA polymerase II-specific; DNA binding. Lineage: Eukaryota; Metazoa; Arthropoda; Insecta; Lepidoptera; Nymphalidae. The coding region runs from base 1 to 825 and encodes 274 amino acids. The record is from RefSeq and is a predicted model, not a curated record.
AUGAUGCCUCUCGCACCGACUCCUGUCUUGGCGGUGCCCUCGAAGCCGAAGAUAGGAUUUAGUAUAGACAGUAUCGUGGGUGGUUCGGAGAGGUCGAAGCAUACGUCUCCUCCGUUGGCAAGUCCAGGGUCGCCAUCCCCUGUCGCCUCGCCUCGUAGCCCAUCGCCCAGACCUCUGCUGCGGCCAAGUGCGUUGCCAGCUGUGUUCCCGAGCCCAGAGUUAAAGAGACUGCCGUACUUAGACGCUCAGAGUCAUCACCAUCAGUUCUUGGCACAUUUCCAAGGUGCCGCUUUGGCUGCAGCCUUAGCCCACCAGCAGCAAGGGUUUGGGGGUCCGUUACCACCCCACCCGCCUCCGCAUCCAGCGGCUCCGGUGCCGAGAGAGUCCUACCAGCUGUACCCGUGGCUGAUCAACAGGCAUGGAAGGAUUUUCCCACACCGGUUUCCGGGAGGUCCCGACAUCCCCGGAUUCCUCCUGCAGCCGUUCAGGAAGCCGAAGCGGAUCAGAACCGCCUUCUCGCCGUCACAGCUCCUCAAACUGGAGCACGCCUUCGAGAAGAAUCACUACGUGGUCGGUGCUGAGAGGAAACAGCUGGCCCAGGUGCUGAGCUUGACUGAGACACAGGUGAAGGUGUGGUUCCAAAACAGAAGAACGAAACACAAAAGAAUGCAGCAAGAGGAGGAGGCAAAGACUGGCACCAAAUCCGGCUCGUCCAGCUCAAAACCCGAAGAUGGUAACCAGUUUAACAACUCUUACGAGGAAGAAGACGAAGAACUAAUAGAUAUGGACAUGGACGAGUUAAGUGAAAGUGAAAACGAGACGUAA